Medicago truncatula (barrel medic) is the source of this 4125-nucleotide messenger RNA. NCBI's taxonomy places the organism in Eukaryota, Viridiplantae, Streptophyta, Magnoliopsida, Fabales, Fabaceae. The record is from the annotation of a RefSeq genome assembly.
AUGGAGGUACUUAUGGCAGAACGGGCCAAUCUAGUCUUUCACAAUAACGUGAUAGGUGGAACUGCCAUUAAACGACUUAUUAGCAGAUUAAUAGACCAUUUCGGAAUGGCAUAUACAUCACACAUCCUGGAUCAAGUAAAGACUCUGGGGUUCCGUCAAGCUACUGCUACAUCUAUUUCAUUAGGAAUUGAUGAUCUUUUAACAAUACCUUCUAAAGGAUGGCUAGUCCAAGAUGCUGAACAACAAAGUUCUAUUUUGGAAAAACAUAAUCAUUAUGGGAAUGUACAUGCGGUAGAAAAAUUACGCCAAUCCAUUGAAAUAUGGUAUGCUACAAGCGAAUAUUUGCGACAAGAAAUGAAUCCUAAUUUUAGGAUGACUGACCCCUUUAAUCCAGUCCAUAUAAUGUCUUUUUCAGGAGCUAGAGGAAAUGCAUCUCAAGUGCACCAAUUAGUCGGAAUGAGAGGAUUAAUGUCAGAUCCACAAGGACAAAUGAUUGAUUUACCCAUUCAAAGCAAUUUACGGGAAGGACUGUCUUUAACAGAAUAUAUAAUUUCUUGCUACGGAGCCCGUAAAGGGGUUGUGGAUACUGCUGUACGAACAUCAGAUGCUGGAUAUCUUACACGUCGACUUGUUGAAGUGGUUCAACACAUUGUUGUACGUCGAACAGAUUGCGGUACGAUUCGCGGGAUUUCUGUAAAUACCCGAAAUGGAAUGAUACCAGAAAGAAUUUUGAUACAAACAUUAAUUGGUCGUGUAGUAGCAGACGAUAUAUAUAUCGGUUCACGGUGCAUUGUCGUUAGAAAUCAAGAUAUUGGAAUUGGACUUAUCAAUCGAUUCAUAACUUUUCAAACACAACCAAUAUUUAUUCGAACCCCCUUUACCUGUAGGAAUACGUCUUGGAUCUGCCGAUUGUGUUAUGGGCGGAGUCCUAUUCAUGGGGACCUGGUAGAAUUGGGAGAAGCUGUAGGUAUUAUUGCUGGUCAAUCUAUUGGCGAACCGGGAACUCAACUAACAUUAAGAACUUUUCAUACUGGUGGAGUAUUCACAGGGGGUACUGCGGAAUAUGCGCGAGCCCCCUCGAAUGGAAAAAUAAAAUUUAAUGAAGAUUUAGUUCACCCUACACGUACACGUCAUGGAUAUCCUGCUUUUAUAUGUAAUAUAGACUUGUAUGUAACUGUUGAAAGUGACGAUAUUAUACAUAACGUGAUUAUUCCACCAAAAAGUUUUCUAUUAGUUCAAAAUGAUCAAUAUGUAAAAUCAGAACAAGUGAUUGCUGAGAUCCGCGCGGGAACAUCUACUUUUAAUUUGAAAGAAAGGGUUCGAAAACAUAUUUAUUCUGACUCAGAAGGGGAAAUGCAUUGGAGUACCGAUGUGUACCAUGCAUCCGAAUUUUUGUAUAGUAAUGUACAUAUCUUACCAAAAACAAGUCAUUUAUGGAUCUUAUCAGGAAAGUCGUGCAGGUCUGAUACAAUCCAUUUUUUACUUCGCAAGGAUCAAGAUCAAAUUAACAUUGAUUCUCUUUCUACUGGAAAAAGAAAUAUUUCUAAUCUUUUAGUAAGUAAUGAUGAAGUAAAACUCAAAUUAUUAAGUUUGAAGACCUUUGGUACAAAAGAAAAGGGGAUUAGCAAUUAUUCAAUAUUGAAUCAAAUGAUAUGUACGGAUCAUUCUCAUUUAAUGUAUCCUGCUAUUUUUCACGAUACUUUUUAUUUAUUGGCCAAAAGACGAAGAAAUCGAUUUCUUAUUCCAUUCCAAUCGAUUCAAGAACGAAAGAACGAACUAAUGCGCCCUUUUGGUGUUUCCAUUGAAAUACCUAUCAAUGGUAUUUUUCAUAGAAAUAGUAUUUUUGCUUAUUUCGAUGAUCCUCAAUACAGAAGACAGAAUUCAGGAAUUACUAAAUAUAGAACUGUAGGAAUUCAUUCCGUUUUUCAAAAAGAAGAUUUCAUUGAGUAUCGAGGAAUCAAAGAAUUAAAGCCAAAAUACCAAAUCAAAGUAGAUCGAUUUUUUUUUAUUCCCGAAGAAGUGCAUAUUUUACCCGAAUCUUCUUCCAUAAUGGUACGGAAUAAUAGUCUCGUUGGAAUAGGAACACCAAUCACUUUCAAUAUAAGAAGUCGAGUAGGCGGAUUGGUCCGAUUAGAAAAGAAAAAAAAAAAAAUCGAAUUAAAAUUAUUUUCUGGAAAUAUCCAUUUUCCCGGAGAGAGGGAUAAGAUAUCCCGACACAGUUCUAUCUUGAUACCACCCGGAACGGUAAAAAAAAAACGGAAGGAAUCAAAAAAAAUUAAUAAUUGGAUCUAUGUCCAAUGGAUCGCAACUACCAAGAAAAAGUAUUUUGUUUUGGUUCGACCUGUAAUUUUAUAUGAAAUACCGGACAGUAUCGAUUUUAUAAAACUUUUUCCCCAAGAUCUAUUCCAGGAAAGGGAUAAUCUGGAACUCAAAGUUGUCAAUUAUAUUCUUUAUGGAAAUGGAAAAUCCAUUCGGGGAAUUUCCGACACAAGGAUUCAAUUAGUUCGGACUUGUUUAGUCUUGAAUUGGGAUCAAGGCAAAAAAAGUCCUUCUAUUGAGGAGGCCCCCUCUUCCUUUGUUGAAGUAAGUACAAACGGUUUGAUUGAGUAUUUUCUAAGAAUUGACUUAGUAAAAUCGAAUACUGCAUAUAUCAGAAAAAGAAAUGACCCAUCUGGUUUAGGAUUGAUCGCGGAUAAUGAAUCGGAUCGGAUCAAUAUCAAUCCAUUUUUUUCCAUUCAUUACAAGGCAAAAAUUAAAAAAUCACUUAGCCAAAAUCACGGAACUAUUCGUAUGUUGUUGAAUAGAAAUAAGGAAUGCCGAUCUUGGAUAAUUUUGUCAUCAUCUAAUUGUUUUCAAAUAAGACCAUUCAACAAUGUUAAAUAUCACAAUGGGAUAAAAAAAAAUCCUAAAAUUCCAAUUAAUAAUAAUAAUUCAUUAGGUCCUUUAGGAAUAGCCCGUCAAGUUGGAAAUUUUUAUUCACUUUACCAUUUAAUAACUCAUAAUCAAAUAUCAAUAAUGAAAAAUUUCCAACUUGACAAAAUAACGGAAAUUUUUCAAGUAAUUAAAUAUUAUUUAAUGGACGAAAAUGAUAAAAUUUUUAAACCCGAUCUAGACAGUAAUAUCGUUUUGAAUCCAUUCCAUUUGAAUUGGUAUUUUCUCCAUCAUUAUUAUUGUGAAAAAACGUUUACAAUAAUUAGUCUUGGACAAUUUAUUUGUGAAAAUAUAUGUAUAGCUAAAAUGAAAAAUGGACCACAUCUAAAACUAAAAUCGGGUCAAGUUAUAACUGUUCAAAUGGAUUCUGUAAUAAUAAGAUCGGCUAACCCAUAUUUGGCGACUCCAGAAGCAACCAUUCAUGGCCAUUAUGGAGAAAUCCUUUAUCAAGGAGAUAUUUUAGUUACAUUCAUAUAUGAAAAAUCGAGAUCCAGUGAUAUAACACAAGGUCUUCCAAAAGUGGAACAGAUAUUAGAAAUACGUUCGAUUGAUUCAAUAUCGAUGAAUCUCGAAAAAAGAAUUGAUGCUUGGAAUGAGUGUAUAACAAGAAUUCUCGGCAUUCCUUGGGGAUUCUUGAUUGGUGCUGAGCUAACUAUAGCGCAAAGUCGUAUUUCUUUGGUUAAUAAAAUCCAAAAGGUUUAUCGAUCCCAGGGAGUACACAUCCAUAAUAGACAUAUCGAAAUUAUUGUGCGUCAAAUAACAUCCAAAGUCUUGGUUUCAGAAGAUGGAAUGUCUAAUGUAUUUUUACCCGGUGAAUUAAUUGGAUUAUUGCGAGCAGAACGAACUGGGCGUGCCUUGGAAGAAGCAAUUUGUUACCGAGCUUUAUUAUUGGGAAUAACAAAAACAUCUCUGAAUACUCAAAGUUUCAUAUCCGAAGCGAGUUUUCAAGAAACUGCUAGAGUUUUAGCAAAAGCCGCUCUUCGGGGUCGUAUUGAUUGGUUGAAAGGUCUUAAAGAGAAUGUUGUUUUAGGGGGAAUGAUACCCGUUGGUACCGGAUUCAAAAGAAUAAUGCACCGUUCACGGUCAAGGCAAUAUAACAAAAUUACCUUGAAAAAAAAAAAAUUAUUCGAAGUAGAAAUUCGAAAUCUUUUGUUCCAUCACAGAAAUUUAUUUGAUUCUUUUCAUUUCAAAUAA